Molecule: messenger RNA, 2802 nt
Organism: Musa acuminata subsp. malaccensis (wild Malaysian banana)
Lineage: Eukaryota; Viridiplantae; Streptophyta; Magnoliopsida; Zingiberales; Musaceae
Source: RefSeq, a predicted model, not a curated record
AACGGCUAGUUUCGAUUUCAAAAACUUGACGGCCCUCCCGUUCCUUGCGCUCAUCUCCAUUUCUAGGGUUUUUGAGGAAAUCGGUACCAAUUUCUGGCUCCCAUUCGACUUUUGAACUCCCCUCGGCCAUGGAAUCCUGCGGUGAACGAUCGCUCGAUGAGGCCGUGGCGAAACCCUCUGCCGAUUUCGAGAAGAAGGGUUCGGAUCUUGAAGCGUCGGCGUUCACCAGGACCGGCAUCGGCGCCAGAAAGAAUGGUGGAUCCAAGGACACUGGACAUUCAAUUCUGUAUUCUGUUAACAAGUCCACAUCACAGAUUAAGAAGAACCUUCAUCGGAAAAGUGCUUCUCCACUUAAUUGGUUUCCUCGAAAAAAGACUGAUUCAUUCUUGAAGAGAAAAAUAAAGCAUCUUCAGGAGAUUGAAGGAAUGAACCUUUCUCUCGAUGAAACACUUGGAAAUGCCAAUCCUCACUAUACUAGGAUCGCAAGGGAGAAGAUUGCAGCUCAAGAGGCAGCCCGGAAGGCCAUGGAAGCCAGGAGAGCUGCUAUGAUUGAAGCCUCCUGGUGUCGGAUACUUGGGGCAGCCAGGAUUAGAAGUAAAGAAGCAGAAGCACGGCUGGAGAAAGCUGAGAAAUGUGCGGCAGAUGCCUUCGAAGCAGCAAGAGCUAUGGGAGUAAUGAUGUACGAUAGGCCCGAUCGUCAAAGGAGGCAAUGGGAAGUAGAAACAUCUUUAGCCAUCGGAGGACGAUCCACUCACAAAGUCACUACCUCUUUCGAGACUGCAUUCGAAGUGGAUAAGGAGGUGGCAGCAGCAGUUAAAAGAGCAUUCAUGCGGCUUGCAAAUUGUCCCUCUUCUUCAAACAAAGAAGAAUUCAAAGAUUUACUAAGCAAAAUCAGUCAAAAUCCUGAUACCAAUGGUUCCAUGGAGGAUCUACCAGAAAAGUUUUCAGAAUGUGAAACUGAUCGCGGGGCAGAACCUGAGCAAGAUUCACAUAUUAGUCGUGACACAGUCAAGAAGCAUGCCACCAGAAUAAAACAAAGAAAACAGAAAAACAGCUUGCUUCCAACUGUUGGUGGCAGCAGUAGCUCUACGUCACCAACGGUGCUCAUCGAUUCAAUGCUCGACAGGCUUACAGGUUUGCAUGAAGAGGAGCUUGCUUCUCUAGCUGUUAUUGUUGCAACUCGUGGCCUGAAUGCUGUCCUUCGGGAAACGGAGAGUAGCAAAGAGAAUGAUGUUGAGCCCAUUAGCAGUUGCAUUUGUACGCUACAGAAAGAAGCUCUUGCCGAAGUACCAAGUCUCGACAAGUUUUUGGUGAAACACGUAUCGAGACUCGAAAGAGAAGUUCAAGAAGCAAAGAGAAGUAAUGCAGAGAUAGACAAGCAGAGAACAGCCGAUACCCGAGUUGUUGAAAGCAAGAUAUCGAAUAAAUAUGAAACACAGGCAGAUUCCAGUUUGGAUUUGGGAAGUGAUCUCGUAAAACAUGUCUCUGAACUUGGAAAAGGUAUCCUAGAAUCCAGGAGGGACAACUCACAAGUGAAAGAUGGAAGUAUGACGGCCAAAUCCAAUGCUAUUGCACCUUCAUCUGACAACAUCCCUUCCUUGGAAGAGUUAUUAUGCAAACAGUCGAGCAGUUCUAACAGGCUGACUGAAGAUGUAGCACAUCUUGACUUAAUGGUAAUGCCCGAGGAAGUUCAAAGACGGCCUUCUGAUGGUAGAGGAGGAGGAGGCAAGGAGAAUAUAGACCUCGUUCCCGUCGAUGAGAUGCACAAGGCUGGUAAACGCAUGUCUCGAGUCGAAAGAGCUAAAGUCGAGGUUCUGAAAGCAUUUUCUGGCCAAGAAACAAAUAGAGGUGGUGACACAGUCGAAGCAAUGGGCCUUGAUAAGAUCUUAGUCAAACCAAUUCACAGGUUGGAGAAGGAGAAAAUGCGAGCUGUGGAGCAAAGGAGGGACGAGAUCGUGCCAAGAGACCACAAGAAGCAAGGAACCGAUGUCAAUGCUCCAGAGAGUCUAGACAUGGUCUUGGUAAAGCAUGUCUCCAGACUCGAGAAGGAGAAAUUGACAGUCGCAGGCACAAGGUCAGUGAAAAGAAACAAUCAGCAGCAGCCCAGAGAAUGUGCGGAAAGUUUAGACGAAAUCCUGGUGAAGCAUCAAUCCAAACUGGAGAAGGCCAAGCUGGCCGUAACUCGACAACCGGCAGAUUACAUCAAGCAUGGGGAAGCUCGUAGGGAAGCCAGGGAGAGAGAGUUGCAAGAAGCGUGGGGAGGCUUGAGCUUGGGGAAUUCAUUAAGGCCCCAUAUAUCAAGGAUUGAACGAGACAAGGCUGCUUGGAGGAAGGCCGAGGAAGAAGAGCACACGCGGGAAACGGAAUCAUGAAGCGAACACAACACCGCUGCAGUAAGAUUCAUAAAGUGAAAUGGUUCUGCUGUACUUUGGUAGUGGUUCCAUUGUCAAUAAUAGAUGGAAUAAGGACAUGAUCACAGACUGUCCGUCCUCUAGAACACAUCACAUGAAGUACAUUGCAGAUAUAAAAUGACAUGAUCAUUUGAUGAGGGAACAUUUCUUUAGUCAAACUCUGUGGUCUCGAACCAGACAGCUGAAAGAAGUGGCAUUGUUUAGGAAGGAUCGCACAGUGGCACAGAUACAAGGUGGUGGUGGGUUCUGAUGACACCUGCAUUGUCUUCAUCCACACAGAGUGAUUGCCCUCUGCCAACCACCUCUUUGGUAGUAGAUGCCACUUUAUUCCCAUCAGAUAUCCCCAGCCAUCGAAAGAUCACUCACGGAAUCUCACUUUGUUGACUACGGA